AUGAAAAAGAAACCAUUUUACUCGCGAAAAAUUUUCAGGAAGAUUCUGAAAUAUAUAGCAUUAGGUAUCUGCACAAGUUUAGUUACCAUGACAAUUAUACUUUAUUCACAGAAUCCUGAUGUUUUUGAAAGGUUAUCGAAUCUAAUUCCAUCUUCAUCAUCGAUGAAUACAAAACUUGAUAAAUCAAAUCCCUCCGUUAAUGUCCUAAAAACGAUGAUCAAGACGAUGUUUAAUAAUUAUUUCAGUAUUUGUAAAAAUUUUGACGAAAUUUAUACUAACAGGCGUAAAUGUAUUAAUUCAUAUGGUAUCAAAGCCUCACUUCUUGAAUCCAUUUCAACUUUAUACCUACUUGGCUUAAAAGAAGAAUAUAAUCAAGUUUUACAAUUUUUGAAGACUAGUUACGAUGUUUCCACUUUGAAAUGGGUUAAUGUGCACGAGUAUUGGACUAGAGGUGUUGGAUCCCUAAUCGAAUCUUAUUUAAUUACAAAUAAUAAAUUAUUUAAGAAUUUAGCGAUAAAAAUGGCCGAUCAAAUGCUCAAAUACCAAGAAUCCGAAUACCAGCAAUGCUAUAUGUUUGACUUACAGAACGGAAACUGCAAGAAAAAAGCUUGGCUUAAUGGAACUUCGAUUUCUAACAUAGUAGCUGGACUUCCUGAGUUACUAGCACUUUACGAGAUUACCAAAGACAAAAAAUACGUUGAAGCUGCCGAUUCAAUCUUUGGAAAAAUUCCAAUCCAAGAUAUUCAGCUUCAUUCCUCAUAUGGAGAGGAUGGAUCAGGUGUUGGACCAUUAGAUCUUGAUGGUUACAAGGUCAGUUUCCUAUAUAACAUUGCUUUGGCGUUAACAUUGAGAGAUAAUUCAGAAAUAACAUCAUAUUUAAUGGAAUGUGUAUCAUUCUUCCCAUCUGAACUUAAUACUGAUUACUAUGAUGCAUUUCCACUCCUUGAUGUCGUUAAAUACUUUGCAUUUGCAGAUAUUCCAGUAAUUCUUCCUCCGGAAGAGUCAUUAGCUAGCAAAGUUAUAGAUGCAUACAUUGAUCCAGAGUAUCCGGCCUUUUCUCUCUCAGGAAAACUCUCAGGAACAACGGGAUUCAACUUCGAAUCAGCAGGACUUAGAGAGUUGGCGAGAACUUCAGUAACUGACCACGAAUCUCUGAAAAGAUUCAUUAAAAUCAUAACUGAAGGAUUGACAAGGACAAAGAGCCAGAAAUCGCACUCAUCUAUAAGGAAGAGUUCGAUUGGAAAGGCUUCUCUAUCAAAUUACCAGCCAAGCAACGUUUUCGGACAGUGGACGAAUAUUGGAGCACUCGCUGCAAGUGGAAACUUAAAGUACGUGAACAUGUCAGCUUUCAACGAGAGAGGACACAUAAUCCGCUUGAAGAUUCCUCAGAGAGUUCACAAAGAAUAA
Molecule: messenger RNA, 1407 nt
Organism: Trichomonas vaginalis G3
Lineage: Eukaryota; Parabasalia; Trichomonadida; Trichomonadidae
Product: mannosyl-oligosaccharide 1,2-alpha-mannosidase protein
Exons: 1
Coding region: 1-1407 (468 amino acids)
Biological process (GO): carbohydrate metabolic process; N-glycan processing
Cellular component (GO): Golgi membrane; endoplasmic reticulum
Molecular function (GO): mannosyl-oligosaccharide 1,2-alpha-mannosidase activity; calcium ion binding
Source: RefSeq, a predicted model, not a curated record